Messenger RNA from Hemiscyllium ocellatum (epaulette shark), 639 nucleotides. RefSeq names its product oligosaccharyltransferase complex subunit (gene ostc). Gene Ontology annotation, cellular component: oligosaccharyltransferase complex. The coding region runs from base 61 to 510 and encodes 149 amino acids. The transcript is spliced from 4 exons. The record is from RefSeq and is a predicted model, not a curated record. NCBI's taxonomy places the organism in Eukaryota, Metazoa, Chordata, Chondrichthyes, Orectolobiformes, Hemiscylliidae.
GACCGGAAGUUGACCGUCGGGGUUUCCGGGCCACGUUGCGCUGGAGGUCAGUGCCUGGAGAUGGAGGCGGUGUUCGCGCUGCCGUUCGCGGUGUUGGAAUGUCCCAACGUGAAGCUCAAGAAGCCGGGCUGGCUUCACAUGCCGUCCGCCAUGACCGUCUACGCCCUGGUCAUCAUCUCCUAUUUCCUCAUCACCGGCGGUAUCAUUUAUGAUGUCAUUGUGGAGCCUCCAAGUGUGGGAUCAAUGACAGAUGAACAUGGCCACCAGAGGCCUGUAGCCUUCUUAGCAUACAGAGUCAAUGGACAGUACAUUAUGGAAGGUCUUGCCUCAAGUUUUCUGUUUACAAUGGGAGGGCUAGGGUUCAUAAUCUUGGAUCGCUCAAAUGCUCCCAACAUUCCAAAGCUGAAUAGGUUUCUACUAUUGUUCAUUGGUUUUGUCAGUGUCCUGUUGAGCUUCUUCAUGGCUAGAGUCUUCAUGAGAAUGAAACUGCCGGGUUACUUGAUGGGUUAAUGUAACUUGAAGCAUCAAAGCCAGAAUUCCUGAAUGAAGCUGAUCAACCGAAAGCUGUAUAAAAUGGCAUGGUGUAAUUUGAAAACAAAAGAGAAUUUGUAAAGAACAGAAAUAAAUUUUUUUACAAGA